AUGGCAGAAAGCAGUGUGGCCUCUUUUCUAGAGAAGUUGCGCAACUUGGCUUCACAAGAAGCUUCUCUAUUUGGAGAGGUAGAAGGGCAGGUGAGGCUGCUGCGUAACGAGCUGGAGUGGAUGCGCCUCUUCCUGGAAUAUACUGAUGCAAGACGCAGAUACGAUAAACGGCUCAAGCUCUGGGUGAAUCAGAUCAGAGAUGCAGCUCAUGAUGCCGAAGAUGUCCUCGAUGAAUUCAUGUUCAAGGUGGAACACAAGCGCCAGCAGAGACUCCAUAGACUCAAGUUCCUCAGAUUCUUACCUUCAUGUGUUAGCGUCGCUGACAAGCUACCAUUUAUCCACGAGCUCAACGAUCGUAUAACCGAGAUCAAUAUCACCAUCGAGAAGAUCUUGGCCAAUAAAAAAAGGUACGGCAUUGAAAAUCCCAGCACUUCUAAAGCUUGGAGCUCCUCCAAUGAAGUGCCAUGUAAGGAGAAAACGCUCCCCGUUGUUGAAGAAAUUGAUGUGGUGGGGUUCGAAACAGAUGUGAAAUCUGUAAAGGAAUUGCUUGUUGAGGCUGGAGAGACAACAGAAACGCGGAGAGUAGUGGUGUCUAUAGUGGGCAUGGGUGGCCUUGGCAAGACGACUCUAGCUAAGAAAGUCUACAAUGAUGUGAAACAGCAUUUUGAUUGUGAUGCUUGGGUUUAUGUUUCUCAAGAGUAUAGAACCCGAGAUCUUUUAUUCGAAAUUCUGAAUUGUGUGACGAAUGAUAAAAGAAUCAUGACAGAAUUAGAUAGUGAAGCCGCGGUGGGGAUCGAACUUCGUAAUUUCCUGAGCACCAAAAAGUAUUUGAUAGUCAUGGAUGAUAUUUGGUGCACACAAGUUUGGAAGGGUUUAAAUGUUUAUCUCCCAAUAGAGGGAUAUGGAAGUAGAGUGCUAAUUACAGCACGAAACAAAGAAGUUGCUUUGCAUGCCAAUUCACAUCUCCAUGAACUCCAUCCUUUGAAUGAAAUGGAGAGUGAGGAGCUUUUUCUCAGGAAGAUGGGAAGCAGCACCUUGGUUUGGCCUCAAGGGUUGGAGAAAUUAGGGAAGGAGAUUGUAGCAAAAUGCAAAGGCCUACCCCUUGCUACUGUGAUGUUGGGAGGCCUUCUAUCAAUGAAAGAGAAGACCCAAUUCUCAUGGCAAAAGGUACUUCAUAGCAAAGAUUGGCAUUUGAGUCAAGGUCCCAACUCAUGUUUGGGAAUUCUCGCUUUAAGUUAUAAUGACUUGCCCAAUUACUUAAAGUCGUGCUUUCUGUAUUGCGGUAUUUUCCCAGAAAACUCAAUAGUCAAAUCAAGUGAAUUGAUCCGGCUGUGGAUUGCUGAAGGAUUCGUACAAACUAGGGGAGCAGAAACACUGGAAGACCUGGCCGAGAACUACUUAUACGAGCUCAUCCAAAGAAACAUGAUUCAAGUGGAUAAGAGGGACAGGCUAGAUGGAAGAGUGAAAUCUUGCCGCAUGCAUGAUUUCCUUCGAGACCUCGCCAUUUCAGAGGCCAAAGACGCCAAACUUUUUGAGGUACAUGAAAACAUUGAUGUUAGAUAUCCUAUUAGCUCUCAUCGGCUUAGCAUUCAACAGAGUCUUAUUAAGAAAAAUAUAUCUCAGCAUUUGCAUAACUCACGCCUCCGGUCAUUGAUUUUUUUGUCUGAACCCUUGCAAGAAAACAGUUGGACAUAUUUGCAAGAACACAUCAAAUUACUUCAGGUGUUGGAUUUAGGAGUGUGCCAGUAUCAGAAUAUUUACACGCUCCCAAGAAAAGUAGGAGAACUCAUAAACUUGAAAUAUAUGUGUUUAAGGGGGGCUGGGAAUAGAAUAAGGCUUCCAACACCCAUUGUUAGGCUCGUUAAUUUGCAGACUCUCGACUUAGACGGCAAUCUUCUAUGUCUUCCUUGCAAAAUCUGGAAACUACAUCAAUUGAGACAUUUAAAUUGUCCUGGUGGGAUAGUUUCAAGGAAGUCAUUUACAGAGAGGUUCUUCAUUAAUGGUGAUUUGGGUGUCCAUCAAUUGACUAACCUUCAAACAUUAGCUUUACAAGGGGGCGAAUGGUUGGAGGGUGAUGGCUUAGGGCAACUGACCCAGCUCAGGCAGCUCAAGAUAAUGGGAGGCUUGACUCCUUAUUUGAAGGAGGGGUUUUUCAAAUCUAUAGCCCAAUUGACAGCACUAGAAAACCUGAAGCUCAUAAACUUUUCUUCUAAAAGGAAAACAAUAGUCUCUGGUUUCAUGUCUUUCUCACACCACACCCGUCUCCAAAAAUUGGUUUUAGGAGGAAGGCUCGAGAAAUUACCAGUAGAUACUGGGUUCUACCCUCCAAACCUCCUGCAACUCAAGCUGUGGGAGACUGAGUUGGAACAAGAUCCAAUGUCGAUUCUAGGGGAGCUCCCAAACUUGAGGAUUCUCAAAUUACUCUGGAACUCGUAUGUAGGAAAGAAAAUGAAUUGCUCGGAGGGAAGAUUCCACCAACUUGAGUUCCUGCAUAUGGAGCAUCUGUCCAAUCUGGAGGACCUCACUGUAGAGGAAGGGGCAAUGCCUAAGCUGAGGACUUUACAGAUGGAGUGGUUCUGGAAAAUGAAGAAGUUUCCUGAUGGGCUGUUAGGGCUAAGAAACCUGCAGGAACUGAACCUCCUCCAUUGCUCCAAUGAAUUGUUGAAAGAGGUUUUCCAGACACAAGGAGAAGAUUGGAAUAGGAUCCGUCUUAUCACCUCCCAGACACACCCAAUUUCGGAUAACACCAGCAUCAUCCUCCUUGAUGACAUUGGCUUUCACUGA
Molecule: messenger RNA, 2784 nt
Organism: Vitis vinifera (wine grape)
Lineage: Eukaryota; Viridiplantae; Streptophyta; Magnoliopsida; Vitales; Vitaceae
Product: putative disease resistance protein At1g50180
Exons: 1
Coding region: 1-2784 (927 amino acids)
Biological process (GO): defense response to other organism
Molecular function (GO): ADP binding
Source: RefSeq, a predicted model, not a curated record